Molecule: messenger RNA, 1180 nt
Organism: Ectocarpus siliculosus
Lineage: Eukaryota; Phaeophyceae; Ectocarpales; Ectocarpaceae
Source: the annotation of a GenBank genome assembly
AUGGGUGAUGAAAUGGCAGCAGUUGUUUUCGCUGAGGACUACGAUCUGUUACUGGACAACACGGUGUCCGAGGAAGAAAUGCGGAGAAUGUCCAAUCUCGACUUCGACAAGGGUUUCUACCGAAAGCGCACCUCCUACUCCAGCCGAGCUACAAGAAUCAAACCAGUGAAGACUGUGGAAGAGGUGGUACAGGACAUCCACAGACAACUGGGGAAUGAUUACUUGGCGGUAUGUCAGCUGGCGUUGGUAGCUGAGGUGAAGAAGUGUAAUAUCGUGGUCUGGGAAGCAAAAAUGGGAGGUGGGCUUCGAAUCGUGGAAAUAGGCGAGACCACGGGCUGUUUCGUUGGCAAUCUUUUUGGGAAGGAUUUUCUGCACCUGGUGUACAAUGACUGCGGGGGCCACGUUGCAGAUAAUUAUGCUGAAGGUGCGGUUAUAGUGCGCGACCCGAGCAGCAGCAACGUGGCGGCAGCACAGAUGAACCACUUCAGCGCUAUCGUGAUCCCACAAGAACUCGUGCCAUGGGCAUUGCCGUACAUGCUCGCACGGGGUUCCUCCGGCGAGUCUGUUUUUGGGCAUAGGAAGGCUGCAGACGAUUUUUGCCCGUGUCCAACCACAUCGGACAAGCGUUCGACGAAACACCGGGGCUCUUCCAUUGCUGUCGACACUGGUGAUGAUGACCAAACCGAGACAAACAGCAGCGUGCGAUCUCCCCGCUCUGCUGGAGGUGCCCGGUCAGUCACAACCGCACCCACCGGCGUAUCAAAGCCGGAGGUGCCGCUGGGGAAAGCGGCGAUCAAGCGCGCCACACUUCCUUCUGCCAGCAGCAUGUCGGCGACGCCCGUGGUGAAUGAGACGCCGACGCCGGCGGAAACUCCAACCAAGCUCGCCAGCAGCAAAGCGCAAGAGCUGUCUUCAGAUGCGGCGAAGUCGGAGACGCUAGAGGGAGGUGCUGCCGGCGCAGAUCCGUCAAAAAAGAAGCACGGAAAGCGCAAGCGCCGCGAGACUUGCAAUGCUUUAUUCGCCAGCGGGAAAAGGCAAGGGCAGCGCUGUGGGGCCGAGGCGAAAUCCCCCUGUGGUACGCUCUGUAGCAUGCACAGUAAGAAGGGUGGCCAGAACCGUACUUGCGGUAGGGGUGGAAACGGCGGUGAUGACGAAACGGAAUACGUGCAGGAGCCUGAGG